AUGACCGAUAUCAACAACUCUUAUUUCCAGAAAGUCGUCCGGAUGUCUUCACCAGAUCAAAUAGGUGAUAUCAACGGGAUGUGGUUUGAAGGAAAAUUUCAGGCAGUUGCAAUGGGAGACAUAUCAGCCACAACCCAAUCUAUAAUUGAAGUGAAAGGAGACCAUACCUCCCAAGCAUCCAAAUUCAGUGUCAUACUAGGACCGACCUCUGAUAAUCCAGGAGGAUUCACUAUUGGCGAAUAUUACAACCUUCGAGGAGAAUUACCGACGAAUGGAUUAAAGGCGGAAUUAAUGACUCGUGCCAAGUACGAUGUUUCUGGUGGAUUGAUGGCGGACAAGGACCACACCUGUGUUCGGUUAAUGUAUCGCGCCAACUUCUCCUGCAAGUUGACUUACGGUAAAACUUAUGCCAUAGAGGGUUUUCUUGUUGGGGCAAAGAGGCACGAAAUGCCAUUCAUAAUGUUCAACAUUAACAACACCCGGGAAGUUCCGACUACGCACGCCAGCGGAGAAACUCGAGUUCAUUCACUAGGUGUUAUUGUUCAGACUUUACACUCUAAAUCAAGCCUGGGGCUUCAAGGGCCCAUCUCCUUAAUCAUAAGACAUGAUGGAGUCGACGAAAAUGACCCGGAGAAUGAUAGCAUGCUUGUAAAUUAUGUCGUCCCAUCUAAGAUUAUUCCCGAUGAUGAGGUUAUAUUACUCUCAGCGGGGAAGCGAGUCUUAUUCCGUGGAACAUUGGCCGGUUGGAAUCGGGAACUGGAUAUGAUGAGGGUAGAGGUUACCAGUGGAGAUUUAGACAUUCAAGACGAAGAGUCAUACAGCGAUUAA
Puccinia triticina is the source of this 828-nucleotide messenger RNA. RefSeq lists its product as uncharacterized. NCBI's taxonomy places the organism in Eukaryota, Fungi, Basidiomycota, Pucciniomycetes, Pucciniales, Pucciniaceae. The record is from RefSeq and is a predicted model, not a curated record. The coding region runs from base 1 to 828 and encodes 275 amino acids. The transcript has 5 exons.